Plasmodium relictum is the source of this 819-nucleotide messenger RNA. Its product is annotated as nucleic acid binding protein, putative. Gene Ontology annotation, cellular component: chromosome, telomeric region; DNA replication factor A complex; site of double-strand break. The transcript has a single exon. The record is from RefSeq and is a predicted model, not a curated record. NCBI's taxonomy places the organism in Eukaryota, Apicomplexa, Aconoidasida, Haemosporida, Plasmodiidae. Gene Ontology annotation, molecular function: nucleic acid binding. Gene Ontology annotation, biological process: DNA replication; nucleotide-excision repair; double-strand break repair via homologous recombination. Bases 1 to 819 code for a protein of 272 amino acids.
AUGGAUAUGAAUUUCGGUUUUUGUGAUGAUACAUUCUUUGAGCAAGGGAAUAAAUCAACAGAUAAAGAGAUAGAAGAAAUAAAAAAAAAUGAGUCAAUAGAAACAAUAACAAAAAACAAAGAAAUAGAAGAAGAAAAAGCAUUACCCAAAGAAUUAUGUGUACCUGUUACUAUUAAAUUAUUAUUAAAUAAAAUGAAGAAUAGUGAAGAAUUUAAAAUUCACGAUUUUCAAAUUAGCGGUAUUAUUGUAUUUGGAAAAGUGUGUAAAAUUAAGGAAUUAGCUAGUGCAAUUAUCUUUGAAAUUUGUGAUUACACAGGUAAUAUUGAAGCAAAAUAUAAUAAAGACGCAAAAAAUGAAAAAGUUCAAAAUCAUAUAGAAAAUAUAAAAGUAAAUGAUCAUAUUAAAGUAGUUGGUGUUGUUUAUUCUCCUGAAAGUAAAAGUGAAUCUAUACAAAUUAGCGUUUCAUAUAUAAACAAAGUAGAUGAUUGGCUCUCUUAUUUUUCAUAUUUCACCUCUGAUGUAAUAUAUUGUUACUUAAAACUAUUAAAAUUAAAAAAUAUUUACACUCCUAAUGGAAUUAACAAUGAGGAAAAGCCGUGGUCUCAUAUAACUUUAGAUUCUUACUAUAACCAUUUAGAUGACAUUGAUACUGAUAUUAUAAAAUAUUUACAUACAAGAGAUGAGAAAUAUGCAAAUCAGCAAGAUAUUUUUAAUAAUCUUCAAAAAUAUCAUUCAGAAAUUAAUAUAAAAAAAUCAUUAACAAAACUUAUUGAGCAGUACGAUUUAGCUCAAUAUGAAGAUAUCAUAAGUAUACCAUAA